Molecule: messenger RNA, 1329 nt
Organism: Notechis scutatus (mainland tiger snake)
Lineage: Eukaryota; Metazoa; Chordata; Lepidosauria; Squamata; Elapidae
Source: RefSeq, a predicted model, not a curated record
CCUGGCUACAACUUUAGAUUUGCCAGGUAUUACAAGCAGCCGGGUGGAAGGGAGGAAAGGACCCUGAUCAAAGCUUACGGCAUCCGUUUCGACAUCCUCAUCUUUGGCACGGCUGGGAAGUUCAAUUUCAUUCAGACGAUCGUGUACAUUGGAUCAGUGCUCUCCUUCUUCGGCCUGGCUCAGCAAACUAUCGAUUGUCUGCUCAAAACAGCUAGGUGCCCCUGUUGCAAACCUAAACUAGCCAAGAAGUAUUAUUACAAGAAAAAGUAUCAGAAGGUGCUGGGACCAAGAUGGCUGGAGUGUGGAAAGACUGUGUUGUACGUGACCUUUGUUGAUGAGCCUGGCAUCCUAAUGAUUGACAAAUUGCCAAAUAUCAGUUUGCAGACCAAUAAGGGCAGGAUUAUUGAGAAGCACCAAGGCGAUUUCAUGCCGUCUUCCCAACUUCCCUAUUGGGACCGGACCAUGUCCCCCCAAAACCCAGAAGAGCUGCAGCUCCUCCAAAUCCGAAGGGAGGGUCCUUGCGAACGUCCUUCUUGGUGCUGCUGCGGAAAGUGCCGGCCGGCAGAUCCUAUUUGGGAACGGCUCUGCUGCCGAAAAACCGACGGGCCCUGCAUCACCGCUUCACCUUUGUUCGUGCAGCUCGUCCUGUCCGAACCCAUGCUGAAGUUCGUUCUCCUCUACAAAGAUCCCUUAUUGGAUGUGACGGAUGCUGGGCGUAAACCCUUUCGGCACUGCGCUUACGAGCAGUAUAUUCGCUGGCGCUUUGGCGAGGGUGACCUGGGUGCCCGGGCUGUGAUCCCCAAUUGUUGCCGGUGGAGAAUCAGAGAUGCCUUUCCAAGCGAGAAUGGGGAAUACCGCGGUUUUGGGAAGAAGAAGUAACCGUUGGUUGCACCUCUGUGUUACGGCGUUAAGGGUGGAUACGUGAAGGGUGUGCCAAUUAAUCAGCUUUGCCUCCUGCUUUUCAGAAAUUGCCUUUUGUGGCCCUGCCAUCUUCUUGGCUCUUUAAUUAGAUUAUUUUUAGACUAUUAGAUAAGGUCUGAGGUUAGUCUCAGCCAUGAAAAUCACCGGAAGGCUUUGUGCCUGGUUUCCCUUGCUCAGCCUUGCCUUCCUCACUUGGAUAUCAGGAGAGAGGCAGGAUUGGAAAAGUCAUUUAAAGGAGGCCAGAUUCAUGUUUAGGCAGCCAAACUACACACAAGCCUGUUUGUUUUUCCCAGAAACACAGCUGUGGUUUACAGGUGUGAAAGGACUCCCUUGCUAAUCCAGGUAGUUUUUGUUGGCUGAUCCCAACACAAAGCCACCUUUGUUUAAAAACCUCCCCUUGUUUAUUUU